Messenger RNA from Capronia epimyces CBS 606.96, 228 nucleotides. RefSeq lists its product as uncharacterized. NCBI's taxonomy places the organism in Eukaryota, Fungi, Ascomycota, Eurotiomycetes, Chaetothyriales, Herpotrichiellaceae. The record is from RefSeq and is a predicted model, not a curated record. Bases 1 to 228 code for a protein of 75 amino acids. The transcript has a single exon.
AUGACCGCACUCGACGAAUGUCACGCCCGAGGCUUCCUCUACAAGGCCACCGGCGGCUGCAACGAGAUCAAACGGGAAGUCAACAGAUGUUUAUCGGGCGAGCGAACAAAAAAGAGCAAGAAGAAUCGCGAGACAGGCCUGGAGCGCCGGGCUAGGAUCGAGGCAGUUUGGGCGAAGAUGGACGAUGGCGACUACUCGGCAUUGGAGAGGUUCACCAAGCGGAAUUGA